CGUGUCCUUUCCAGUCUUUCUUCUCCAGAAUUAGGGCUUUGGGUUUUAGUGUCUGAAUUUGAAAACCUCAAAUGGAGAUCACGGAGAAGAAAGAAUCGGAGAUCACUAACGAAGAUUACAGCACCGACAAUACGCAGGUGGUUGUUGAUUCUACGUUGACUGAUAGUAAUGACAAAGAGGCCGAAGAACGCCAAGCACGCGAACUCAAAGCUGGCUUGCAUCCUCUCAAGCACAAGUUUGUAUUUUGGUACACUCGUCGAACACCUGGGGUUCGAACACAGACAUCUUAUGAGGACAAUAUAAAGAAAAUUGUGGAUUUCAGUACGGUUGAAGGUUUUUGGUUCUGCUAUUGCCACUUGGCCCGACCCUCUACCUUGCCAAGUCCGACGGAUUUGCACCUUUUCAAGGAUGGAAUCCGUCCUCUAUGGGAGGACUCCGCGAACUGCAAUGGUGGCAAAUGGAUAAUUCACUUCAAAAAGGUUGUUUCAGGCCGCUUCUGGGAGGAUCUGGUUCUUGCCUUAGUAGGUGGCCAACUUGAUUACAGCGAUAACAUAUGUGGUGCCGUUUUGAGCAUUCGUUUCAAUGAGGAUAUAUUAAGUGUGUGGAAUCGGAAUGCAUCUGAUCAACAGGCUGUAAUGGGUCUGAGAGAUUCAAUCAAACGGCACUUGAAGCUUCCACACAGCUAUGUCAUGGAAUACAAACCCCAUGAUGCUUCUUUACGUGACAACUCAUCAUAUAGAAACACAUGGUUGAGAGGCUAAAAGUCGCAGCAUCACACAACCUGCAAAUUCAUAGCUGCGUGGAUAAUUAUUUGGACGGCCAUGCUUCAUACGGAGUUUAUUUGCGUAUUGUAAUAUCUGAAAAUCUGAUUAUGAAGUAGUGACCCUUAUUAUAGCCUUUUUUGCCAGGAUUCUGCAAGUUGCUGAACUUAUUAGGCCAUCUCUAUCAAAACUGAACUUAUGUUUUUUAAUUUUAUGAAGACAUAGUUGUCUUGUAUUUGGAUUUAAAAUCCUAUGUUGAAUAUGGCUUGUUUGUAGAUAUUGUUAAAGACAUGUGAGAUGCAAUGGCCAAUUAUGUAGGAUGUUUCUCUCUUA
Molecule: messenger RNA, 1094 nt
Organism: Tripterygium wilfordii
Lineage: Eukaryota; Viridiplantae; Streptophyta; Magnoliopsida; Celastrales; Celastraceae
Product: eukaryotic translation initiation factor NCBP-like
Exons: 6
Coding region: 72-761 (229 amino acids)
Biological process (GO): translational initiation
Cellular component (GO): cytoplasm; eukaryotic translation initiation factor 4F complex
Molecular function (GO): translation initiation factor activity; RNA 7-methylguanosine cap binding
Source: RefSeq, a predicted model, not a curated record